GGAAGGGGAGGGAGAAUGGCGGGCCACGAUCGGCGGCGAGGGGGAGGGUGCUGUCCGGCGAUGGAUCUGAUGAGGUCGGAGGAGAUGCAGCUUGUUCAGCUGAUCAUACCCAUGGAGUCCGCUCACCGCACCGUCUCCUAUCUCGGCGACCUUGGGUUUCUCCAGUUCAAAGACCUAAAUUCAGAUAAAAGUCCUUUCCAACGAUCAUUUGCUACCCAGAUAAAAAGAUGUGGAGAGAUGGCCAGGAAGCUACGCUUCUUCAGGGAACAAAUGACAAAGGCUGGAAUAUCUCCUUCAGCAAUGCCCUUGCCACGAACUCAUGUAAAUUUUGAUGACCUUGAGAUAAAACUCGGGGAGAUUGAAGCUGAGCUGGUGGAAGUUAAUACAAAUAAUGAGAAGUUGCAACGAACUUACAAUGAGCUUUUGGAGUACAACCUUGUUCUUCAGAAGGCAGGGGAGUUCUUCUACUCAGCUCAAAGUAAUGCUACUGCUCAACAAAGAGAAAUUGAAGCACGCCAAGUUGGCGAUGGUUCCCUCAACAGUCCAUUGUUAAUGGAGCAAGAAAUGUCAACAGAUCCAUCAAAGCAAGUUAAACUUGGAUUUGUCUCUGGUCUUGUCCAGAAAGAGAAGUCUAUGGCUUUUGAAAGAAUCUUGUUCCGUGCUACCAGGGGUAAUGUUUAUCUGAGGCAAGCUGAAAUUGAUUAUCCCGUCACUGACCCAGUUUCCGGAGAGAAGGUUGCAAAAAAGGUUUUUGUGGUCUUUUUCUCGGGAGAAAAAGCAAAGAUGAAGAUUCUAAAGAUUUGUGAAGCUUUUGGAGCAAAUCGCUAUCCAUUUACAGAUGACUUUGGCAAACAAAUGCAAACGAUUGAGGAGGUUGCAGGGAGGCUCAAAGAGCUGAAGACGACUAUAGAUGUUGGAUUAUUUCAUCGUGAUAAGAUAUUGAAAAGUAUUUCGCAUCAGUUUGAGCAAUGGAAUAAUUUGGUGAGGAGGGAGAAAUCCAUCUACCACACAUUAAACAUGCUCAGUCUAGAUGUUACAAAGAAAUGCUUAGUUGCUGAAGGAUGGAGCCCUGUAUUUGCAACAGGCCAGAUUCAGGAGGCACUUAAGCGGGCAGCAACUGAUAGCAACUCCCAAGUUGGUUCUAUUUUUCAGGUUCUGCAUACAAGAGAACACCCGCCUACAUUUUUCAGGACAAACAAAUUCACUACAGCUUUUCAGGAAAUUGUUGAUGCAUAUGGUGUGGCAAAGUAUCAAGAAGCAAAUCCUGGUGUAUAUACCAUUGUUACAUUUCCUUUUCUGUUUGCGGUCAUGUUUGGCGAUUGGGGUCAUGGUUUGUGCUUGUUAGCUGCGACAUUGCUUCUCAUAAUUCGAGAGAAAAAGUUAUCUAGUCAGAAGCUCGGAGACAUCAUGGAAAUGACCUUUGGUGGUCGAUAUGUGAUCAUGAUGAUGUCGGUAUUCUCAAUUUAUACUGGACUGAUCUACAACGAGUUCUUUUCUGUCCCAUUUGAGCUUUUUGGUUCAUCUGCCUAUGCUUGUCGUGACGCUUCCUGCAGGGAUGCUACUACUGAAGGCCUAGUUAAGAUCAGGCGUACAUAUCCGUUUGGUGUUGAUCCCAAAUGGCAUGGCACACGUAGUGAAUUGCCAUUUCUUAACUCUUUAAAGAUGAAGAUGUCAAUCCUUCUUGGAGUUACACAGAUGAACCUUGGCAUUUUCCUAAGUUAUUUCAAUGCGAAGUUCUUUGAAAAUAAUAUUAAUAUUUGGUACCAAUUUGCUCCUCAACUGAUUUUCUUGAACAGUCUAUUUGGUUAUCUUUCACUCCUUAUUAUUGUCAAAUGGUGCACUGGUUCGAAAGCAGAUUUGUACCAUGUAAUGAUAUACAUGUUUCUUAGCCCAACGGAUGAUCUUGGUGAGAAUCAGCUAUUUCCUGGACAGAAGACACUUCAGCUUGUGUUACUCGCUCUGGCCCUUAUAUCUGUUCCUUGGAUGCUGUUUCCAAAGCCCUUUCUUUUGAAGAAACAACAUCAAGAAAGACACCAAGGCCAAGCCUAUGCCAUGCUACAAAGUACAGAUGAUGACUUGCUUCAAGUGGAGCAAGAUCAUGGCUCUCAUGAACAUGAAGAGUUUGAGUUUAGCGAGGUUUUUGUGCAUCAACUCAUACAUACAAUAGAAUUUGUCCUUGGAGCAGUUUCCAAUACUGCUUCAUAUCUUCGAUUGUGGGCUCUCAGUCUUGCACAUUCAGAACUGUCAAGUGUGUUCUAUGAGAAGGUCCUUCUUCUUGCAUGGGGGUUCAACAAUAUCGCUAUUCUGAUUGUUGGCAUCAUCGUCUUUGUAUUUGCCACUAUUGGUGUCUUGCUCGUGAUGGAAACACUCAGUGCAUUCCUACAUGCCCUGAGACUUCAUUGGGUGGAGUUCCAGAGCAAAUUUUAUGAGGGAGAUGGGUACAAAUUCUCUCCAUUUUCAUUCACCUUGCUUUCCCAAGAGGAAGACUAGUCAUUACAUACCUAUAUAGUACAUCACUUAUAGUAAUUUGCAAAUCAAAAGGAUAUUAUAUAUCUUAAAAUUCAUAAUCCCCCAGUUAUAAUAGAGGGAAAAUGUCUUCAGCCUGUCAUUUGGGCAGUUCAUAUAGGAAUAAUGCUGUAUUUUCUCAGUUGUUGUUGUUGUUGUUGUUGUUGUUGUUGUUGUUGUUGGACCCAGAUGUCCUCAUUCUUGAUUGCGUGGGAGAUCAUUCAAGUUCUCGUCUUCCAUUGUAAUAUUGUAAUAUUGUAAUAUUGUUUUAAAUCAGACGUGUGCUCUUGAUAAAUUAAAA
Dioscorea cayenensis subsp. rotundata (Guinea yam) is the source of this 2806-nucleotide messenger RNA. Its product is annotated as V-type proton ATPase subunit a3-like. Gene Ontology annotation, cellular component: vacuolar proton-transporting V-type ATPase, V0 domain; vacuolar proton-transporting V-type ATPase complex. NCBI's taxonomy places the organism in Eukaryota, Viridiplantae, Streptophyta, Magnoliopsida, Dioscoreales, Dioscoreaceae. The record is from RefSeq and is a predicted model, not a curated record. The coding region runs from base 16 to 2490 and encodes 824 amino acids. The transcript is spliced from 18 exons. Gene Ontology annotation, biological process: vacuolar acidification; proton transmembrane transport. Gene Ontology annotation, molecular function: ATPase binding; proton-transporting ATPase activity, rotational mechanism.